AUGUCUUUUGAAUCGUUUGUGUUAAAAGAUGAGAAGAAGGCAUCAAACAAGAAAUAUGACUACGACGAGAUAGAUUUGAAUGAUGAUGAUGAUGAUAUUAUAGAUAACAAAAGUUUUGAUAAGAAUAAUUAUUCUUAUAAUAUAAAGAAUCGUUUAUUUAAACAUUAUAAGAAGGUACAUGACAAUGGGGAUUGUUUAUCUAGAAAGGAGAAUUCUAUAAACAGCUCUACUUUAAUGAAUAGAGACAAGAGUUCUAUUAAUGAUGAGAAUGAUACGAAGAGUAAAUUAAGAUGUUCUUUAUGUCAUAAGAACGAGUCCAAAAUAAAAUUAGAAGGUAUAAUGAAUGAGAAUGAUUAUUUAAUACAAAUAAAUAAAUUAAGAAGACAUGUAAUAAUUGAGAUAUUUGGUGGGAAAUGUUUCAUUAGAGAAUAUUUAUGUACUGAAUUUUUAAGAAGAAUAAAACAUUGUUGUCAUAUAAAUUAUGUAAAAUAUAAUGUAGGUUUAAUAAAUUAUCGUGAUUGUAAACAAUUAUUGGCUGAUAAUAAUAAUAUAGCUAGUAUAGAAGCUCGUUUAAAUUCUAUAUUAGUUUCUUUACCACCUUUAACUUGUGUUAUAUUACAUUCAAGUGUUUUUUUAGUUGUAAAAGAAGAUUUAAUAAGAGAUGAUUUAAUAAAAAAAUUAUGUUCAGUAUCUAAAAAAUUUAUAAAUUCGUAUAAACCUGAUAUGAAAAAAUCAGAACAAAGACCAUUUGAGUUUUGUGCACUUGAAUGUAUUUUUUCGAGUGCCUUAGAGCAUUUAAACGCAGAAAUGAAAUUAUUAAAUAAAGAUUUUGCUGAUAUUAAAUUUUCUUUAAAGGUAACAAAAUAUCAAGAUAUCUUAAGUAAUUUACAUAAUUUAAAAGAACCUACAAAUAUACUUAUCAAUAAAAUUAAUUCUUUUAUUAAAGCUUUUCAUGAUGUAUCAGAAAAUCAUAUGGAUUUAAAAAAAAUGGAAUUAACAAGAUGUUAUUUUAAUCCUAAUAUUAAUGAGGAAGAUAAUAAUAAUAAUAACAAUAAAGAGCACCCUAAUCAAGAUUUAGAAAUGUUGUUUGAAUAUUUUGAUCAAGAAUUAAAUCAGUUGCAUGAUCAAGUUAAGCACUUAUAUGAUUUAAUGUUAAAUCUGGAGAAUAAAAUUAUAUCCGACUUGUCUUUAUCAAGAAAUAAUUUGAUAAGAAUGGAUAUAGUCAUAAGUUUGAUCAAUUCGGGUUUUGGUAUAGGAACCCUAAUAACAGGUGUUUUUGGUAUGAACUUAAAAAUACGUCUGGAGGAUCACGACUAUGCAUUUCUUUACGUUACCAGCCUUGUGAUUGUAUUAUGUUUGAUGACUGUAGUUAUGUCUGUUUACUUUUUUAAGUGUAUACGUCUUUAA
Plasmodium reichenowi is the source of this 1407-nucleotide messenger RNA. RefSeq names its product CorA-like Mg2+ transporter protein, putative. The transcript has 2 exons. Gene Ontology annotation, molecular function: magnesium ion transmembrane transporter activity. Gene Ontology annotation, cellular component: membrane. Bases 1 to 1407 code for a protein of 468 amino acids. Lineage: Eukaryota; Apicomplexa; Aconoidasida; Haemosporida; Plasmodiidae. Gene Ontology annotation, biological process: transmembrane transport; magnesium ion transport. The record is from RefSeq and is a predicted model, not a curated record.